AUGGCGGCGGCGGCGGCGGCGGAGGAGAGGAUGGCUGAGGAAGGCGGCGGCGGCUACGGCGACAGCGGCCCCGCUUCGGCCAUCGGCUCUGCCCAGCGGCUGCCCCCCCCGCCCGCGCCGCAGCCCCCGCAGCCGGGCCCCCAGGCGCCCCCGGCCCCGGCGCCGGCCCCGGACCAGCUGCCUCCAAACAACACGCUGGUGGCGCUGCCCAUCGUAGCCAUCGAGAACAUCCUCAGCUUCAUGUCCUACGACGAGAUCAGCCAGCUCCGCCUGGUUUGUAAAAGAAUGGACUUGGUCUGCCAGAGAAUGUUGAAUCAGGGAUUUCUAAAAGUGGAGAGGUACCAUAAUCUAUGUCAGAAACAAGUCAAAGCACAACUCCCAAGGAGAGAGUCGGAAAGGAGAAACCAUUCAUUAGCUCGUCAUGCAGACAUCCUUGCAGCCGUGGAAACAAGGCUUUCACUGUUAAAUAUGACUUUCAUGAAGUAUGUGGAUUCCAAUCUCUGUUGCUUCAUCCCAGGAAAGGUUAUUGAUGAGAUUUACCGCGUGUUGAGAUAUGUCAACUCCACCAGAGCCCCUCAGCGAGCUCAUGAGGUGCUCCAGGAGCUGAGGGACAUUUCCUCCAUGGCCAUGGAGUACUUCGACGAAAAGAUUGUUCCAAUUCUAAAGAGGAAACUCCCAGGAUCAGAUGUGUCUGGAAGACUCAUGGGCUCGCCUCCAGUCCCAGGACCUUCUGCAGCCCUGACGACAAUGCAGCUGCUCUCCAAGCAGAACCCCUCCAGACAAGAGGUCACCAAACUCCAGCAGCAGGUUAAGACCAACGGUGCCGGCGUGACCGUCCUCAGGCGGGAAAUCUCUGAGCUCCGCACCAAAGUGCAAGAGCAGCAGAAACAGCUGCAGGACCAGGACCAGAAACUGCUGGAGCAGACCCAGAUCAUAGGCGAACAGAACGCGCGGCUGGCCGAGCUGGAGCGCAAACUGCGGGAAGUCAUGGAAAGCGCUGUAGGCAGCCCCUCAGGGUCUGGGCAGGGCGAGGUCUCUCCCCGGAAACGGAAAAAGGCAGCGGAAGCCAUAGACUCUCUUCGGAAGUCCAAGCGUCUCCGGAGCAGGAAGUGA
Messenger RNA from Pipistrellus nathusii (Nathusius's pipistrelle), 1113 nucleotides. Lineage: Eukaryota; Metazoa; Chordata; Mammalia; Chiroptera; Vespertilionidae. The record is from the annotation of a GenBank genome assembly.